AUGGCUUCUUGGGGUUACAUCCUUAUUCUUUAUUUCUUGUUUCCUCUGAUUUCCCCUAAAAUUACAAGAAAUUUGGCUUCUGGUGCACCUACACAGUUAACUAAUAUCUACCCUUUUCCAUGCUCGGAUCACAUCAAGACGUGCAGCGCUUUCCUCUAUCAGCAUAAUGGCCUAUCAAAACAGAAUAUAACCAAACUUUACUCUGUCAAUGCAUCAGCAAUUAAGCCGAUUAGCUACGAUGACAGACAAGACUACCUAGUAACUGUACCUUGUACUUGUAAAAAUGUUAAUGAAACUGUUGGAUAUUUCUAUGACACAAGUUACAAACUACAGCUAUUGGAUACAUUUGCAAAUGUUUCUAAUAACAUAUAUAGUGGCCAGGCUUGGAAAGUUGGAGGAGAAGAAGAAAGUUACAAAGCUGAGGAUGUAGUAACUAUGCAUCUCUUGUGUGGAUGUGUAGAAGAUGGCCAAAAAACUGUAGUGACAUAUACUGUUCAGCAGCGCGAUACGCUAUCAAGUAUUGGAGAUUCACUUUCUUCUCAAGUUAGUGAUAUAGAGAAGUUGAAUCCUUCCUUGACAAGUCCACAGUUUGUAGAUAUUGGAUGGCUUUUAUAUGUGCCCAUGUAUAAAAAUGGAAAGCACGAGGCGCACAAAUGGACGAUAUUAGUUGGAAUAUUAUCAGCUGUGACAGUACUGUCAAUGUGUACAGUGAUGAUAUUUAUUAUCAGGAGAAAUAGAUUGCAGAAACGCGCCAAGGAAGAUCGUGCAGCUAUUUCCAAAAGCUUAAGUACUAACAAAACCAUGUCUUUGCAGAGGCAGUACAUGUAUAAAGAUCAAACUGAAGACAUCCCAGUUUUUGAAUCAGAAAGGCCAGUAAUAUACAGUCUUGAAGAAAUUGCAGAAGCUACGUGUGAUUUUGACGAGUCUAGAAUAAUUGGACAAGGUGGAUAUGGGAGUGUAUAUUAUGGGACAAUUGGGAAGCAGGAAGUUGCAAUAAAGAAGAUGAGGUCUAACAAGUCCAAGGAGUUUAUUGCAGAGCUCAAAGUCUUAUGCAAGAUCCACCACAUAAAUGUGGUGGAGCUGUUGGGUUAUGCCAGUGGGGAUGAUCACCUCUACUUGGUCUAUGAGUACAUCCCAAAUGGUUCUCUCAAUGAACAUCUUCAUCAACCAGUGCUAAAAGGUAAUAAACCUCUAAGUUGGACUACAAGAACACAGAUUGCUUUAGAUACUGCAAGGGGUAUUGAGUAUAUCCAUGACCAUACAAAAUCUCGGUAUGUUCAUCGUGAUAUAAAAACGAGCAACAUUCUACUGGACGAAGCCAUGAGAGCAAAG
Nicotiana tabacum (common tobacco) is the source of this 1332-nucleotide messenger RNA. The record is from RefSeq and is a predicted model, not a curated record. NCBI's taxonomy places the organism in Eukaryota, Viridiplantae, Streptophyta, Magnoliopsida, Solanales, Solanaceae.